AUGUCAGAAAAUGUGAGAGCAACAUGUAUGCAUAUAGCUAUAUCACUGAUCUACCAGCUGGAACACGGGCAGGAGCUGUGGAUGGUGAAGAGAGACCUCUCCGGAAGCACCUGUCCAGGUGACAAAGGAAAACCCAAGACCAGAGAAUCUACCACUUCUGAGCCAUCCGUUGAGGGAGCCUCAGUCCAGGAACACCUAACACACAGAGUUUCAGAGGAGUCCCAGUUGGGCCAGAUCAAUGAUCCAGAAGAGCCGUUGGAAAGGCCUGAAGGACACUCGAGACCAGAGACACAACCCCAGGAGGGGAAGCUCCCUGGGAAGCCAAGCUGUGAACACGGCAGCUUAGGGACAGCUGGUGGUGUGUGUUCAGGGGUCAUAGAGGAGCCAGUCCCUCCAGGGGGUGCUGUCCAUGACCGUGACGCCGGUGGAUCAGAUAAAGGUCCUCUGAUUCAGGACGAGGAAAGUCUCUUCAAAUGCAAUGAGUGCGGGAAAGUUUUUAACAAGAAACGCCUCCUUGCGCGACAUGAGCGGAUUCACUCUGGAGUGAAGCCCUAUGAAUGCACAGAGUGUGGGAAAACGUUCAGUAAGAGCACUUAUCUCCUGCAGCACCACAUGGUCCACAGCGGGGAGAAGCCCUAUAAGUGCAUGGAGUGCGGCAAGGCCUUCAACCGCAAGUCACACCUGACGCAGCACCAGCGGAUUCACAGUGGGGAGAAGCCCUACAAGUGCAGUGAGUGUGGAAAGGCCUUCACCCACCGCUCCACUUUUGUUUUGCAUAACAGGAGCCACACUGGAGAAAAACCCUUUGUGUGCAAGGAAUGCGGAAAAGCCUUCCGAGAUAGGCCGGGUUUCAUUCGCCACUACAUCAUCCACAGUGGCGAGAAUCCAUAUGAGUGCUUCGAGUGUGGCAAGGUGUUCAAACACAGGUCAUACCUCAUGUGGCACCAGCAGACCCACACUGGGGAGAAGCCCUACGAGUGCAGCGAAUGUGGGAAAGCCUUCUGUGAGAGCGCAGCCCUCAUUCACCACUAUGUCAUCCACACCGGGGAGAAGCCCUUCGAGUGCCUCGAGUGUGGCAAGGCCUUCAACCACAGGUCAUACCUCAAGCGGCACCAGCGGAUCCACACUGGGGAGAAGCCCUAUGUGUGCACUGAGUGUGGAAAGGCCUUCACCCACUGCUCCACUUUCAUCUUGCAUAAAAGGGCACACACUGGCGAGAAACCUUUUGAGUGUAAAGAAUGUGGGAAAGCCUUCAGCAAUCGGGCAGACCUCAUUCGGCACUUUAGCAUCCACACUGGAGAGAAGCCGUAUGAGUGCACGGAGUGUGGGAAGGCCUUCAACCGCAGGUCUGGCCUCACCAGACACCAGCGGAUUCACAGUGGAGAGAAGCCCUAUGAGUGCAUGGAGUGCGGGAAGACCUUCUGCUGGAGCACAAACCUCAUUCGACACUCCAUCAUCCACACUGGAGAGAAGCCCUAUGAGUGCAGUGAGUGUGGAAAGGCCUUCAGUCGCAGCUCGUCCCUCACUCAGCACCAGCGGGUUCAUACUGGCAGAAACCCCAUCAGUGUGACAGAAGUGGGAAGACCCUUUACAAGUGGGCAAACCUCAGUCAACCUUCAAGAACUCCUACUGGGGAAAGACUUUAUGAAUGUAACCACUGAGGAAAAUCUUUUGCCAGAAGAAACAACUUACUCAGAAUCUGAUCAUUCAUACCAAAGAGAAACCCCACAGUUUUCUUCCCUGUGAGAAAAACUAUUGCAGGAUAUUAAUAGUCAUCUAAAGAGUUAUGUUGGAAAUUGCCCCAACCAAGAGCCUUAUUCUGCACCUGAGAAUUCAUCAAGGAGAGACACCCAGUGGUUAUUAUGCACUUUGGGAAACCUUCAGCUCCAUCUUUCUUCUUAGUUUACAUUUCAGUAUUAUCUCAGGAAUGUUUUUAAAAAAACAGAAGGGAGAGACUUAGAAAAUGAACUGCAAAAAAGUUUCUUUCAGACUUCCUUGCCAGACUGUGGCACUUUGUCAUAGAUUCAUUCCUUAGUUAACUUGUAAGAAGUGCAUUUUGUUUCCGUGGUAAAGAACCUAUACUAUGUGUCUUGUGUAUACAUUCAUUGCUAUCCAGUGUAAGGUGAGUUAGGUCUGGAACCUUUCAUCAAACAUCUUUGUUCUAAAACAUUGUCUCUGUUCUUAAGGAGCUUAAUUUUGGUUUGAGCCACUAAAUACCUUUAUAUUUAAGGAGGUAAGAAUUCACAUAUGAACGGUCAUGUUCUUUUGCACCGUUUAAGACUAUUUAGGCUUUGAUUUUUUAAAGACAAACCUGUUUUUCGUAUGUUUUUAACAACCUAACACUCAGAUGUUUUCUGCUCCUGUACUAAUCCUGGUUUACUGAUUUCUUUAAUUAUAUGGUAAGUCUUUUAAUUGGGUAAAGUGAUUCCUCUUUACCCAGUUCAGUUUUCUUAUUUAAAAUGUCAGUCUUCUUAUUUAAAACUGAUUUAGCAUCCUCAUUAUUUUGAAUUUCCAUGUAAAGUUUUGUGUUAAGUUUUUACUAGCAAAAUUACUGACUUUUGAAAGAAAUUGAGUUAAAUUGGCAAAUUAAGAUGUUUAGGGUCAGCAUCUUUGCUGUUUUCGGUUUUUUCCAGUUUAUGAAUGUAUUAUCUCUGUAUAUUUAUUUGCUAUCUCUUGAUUUAUUUCAUUAUUAUUUAAUAAGCUUCAAUAAUAGGUCCUAUACAAUUUUUAUAAGAUUUAUAUAUAGACAUGGGUUUUUUUGUUUGUUUGUUGUUAGUAAUUCUAGAUUGCAUUGAUUUU
Molecule: messenger RNA, 2799 nt
Organism: Odocoileus virginianus texanus
Lineage: Eukaryota; Metazoa; Chordata; Mammalia; Artiodactyla; Cervidae
Source: RefSeq, a predicted model, not a curated record